AUGCCCAGAAAUAAGCAGGCUGGCCGCCCCUUGCCUCCCCUUGCGGCCUGCAGGCAUGUGCGCCUGCCACCCGACAUCGUGCAGCUGGUGCCCAAGGGCCGCCUGAUGUCGGAGGUGGAGUGGCGCGGGAUUGGCGUGCAGCAAAGCCGGGGCUGGGUUCGCUUUGCGGUGCACCAGCCCGAGCCGCACAUCCUCAUGUCCCGGCGCCCGCUGGAUGCGGCGGCGAUCCAGGCCCGCUACCAGGCCGCCGCCGCACACCCCAUCGGAGGCUACUGA
Chlorella variabilis is the source of this 276-nucleotide messenger RNA. RefSeq lists its product as hypothetical. The transcript has 3 exons. Gene Ontology annotation, molecular function: histone binding; protein kinase binding; ubiquitin binding. The record is from RefSeq and is a predicted model, not a curated record. The coding region runs from base 1 to 276 and encodes 91 amino acids. Lineage: Eukaryota; Viridiplantae; Chlorophyta; Trebouxiophyceae; Chlorellales; Chlorellaceae. Gene Ontology annotation, cellular component: cyclin-dependent protein kinase holoenzyme complex; SCF ubiquitin ligase complex. Gene Ontology annotation, biological process: regulation of mitotic cell cycle.